AUGUUAACAAUUAUAGUGUUUAUAAUAAUUAAUAUUUACUUAAAUGCCAGCAAAGUUUGGUCCCUAACUAUAAUCGACGAUCGGAUUAUUGACAAAAGAGCGCCGGAAUUUCGUGGCGAACACUACCUGUCCCAUGACUUGCGUAACGCCUACCAUAUCGGGCCAAACAGCGGUCUCAUAACGUUUACGUUUCCGGCGGACAAGAGGCCCGACACGAAAAACGAUUUGCUAGCCCUGGGGUUUCAGACACGGGAUGAAAAUGCACUGCUGGUCAGGAUUGAAAGCGGUACGUCCGACUAUAUGGAACUGGCACUGGUCGACGGUAAUGUCCUGAUGGUCUACAAUCUGGGUAUCGAAGAUCUGGACGUCGGGGAACUCAGUUUUCGGGUCAACGACGACAAAUAUCAUACGGUCAGGUUUACCCGAUCGGCUCAAAAUUCGACCAUUCAAGUGGACAACCAUCAUGUUGUACAUAAAAGUCCACCCGGCCGCCAGUUGACCAUUUUCAAUAGUCAUUCGCGUAUACAGUUAGGCGGCAAACGUAAUAUUGUCCGCAAUACUAUCGAUCGGCCAUUUCACGGGAUAAUUGCCGGUUUUGUAUUCAAUGGUCAUCGUAUACUCGAUAUGGCUGUCAAAGAUGAUCCGCGUAUAUCGAUUGACGGCGACGUCAAACUGUUGGUCUCUAUUGAUAAUAGCGGCGGCAGUGGUGGCGGCGGCGGCAAUAAUAAUAAUAGUGGCGACAAAAAAGAUAGCAUAAUAAACAUCAAUCACGACUACAACUACAACAACAACAAUAGCAGGACUACUGGUGGUAUUGGUAGUGGUAGUGAACACCAUCAUCAUCACCACCAUCAACAACAACAUCUGGGUAGCAGUUAUUACGAAAACAGUACACUUAUGGAAACAAGUGGUCCACAAAUGCAAGAGGCCAAAACAUCCGUCGGCUACGACAUCAAUGACCUGAUCUAUUCGGGCGCCGGUUCCGGUUGUUUCGAUGCCGACGACGAAGACGACUGUUCCCGUAUGGAGGCUUCUGGCGGCGGCGACGGCGGCGACGAUCUUAUAACACCUGUCUAUAUAGCGAGUCCGCGAUCGCCGGUUACGGGAGUACCGCCCUAUUCGCUACAGUCGACACCGCAUGGAUCGGUAGGCGGUGUGGUGUCCCAUAAGUGCGACGCCGACGACGAAGACUGUAUCGAUGGUUCGGGUUCGGGUGAACUAAUCGGUGGCCAACAACAACAUAUAACCAGCUCAAGUAAUAACAUCUACUAUGGCAGUGGCGGCGCCCAGACCAGCCUAUAUGCACCGCACAUGACUACCACAACUGUAUCGGCCUAUCAUCGACCACAGUGGACAGUCGGGACGCCGCGGCCGCCACCGCUAUACCCGGAAAUUACGCCACCCUAUUACCCGAUAGAUCAGCAAUUACCCGAUCAUAUGUCGACUGCAGUGAAUAAUCCAUUUAUUGUUUAUACAACACAACGUCCAAUAACACAGCAACCCAUUUGGGAUCGACCUAUCUAUAAGAUAAGUGGUACAACCAGGCAGCCAUCAUCAGCAGCCGAUAACCGUAAUAUUGGCCGACCAGCGCAGCUGCCGGAAUCAAAAGAUCCGCCCACUAUUUAUCAGAUACCGGUGCCAGAGAUACCGAAAAUAUUUGUCAAAGAACCGGCAAAACCGAGUACUCCAGUGCCCAAUAAGAGUACCAGUGAUCGGACAGUAAUGAUAAUCGGCUUAAUAGCCAUCGGACUGAUUGUUGUUGUUAUUAUAGCGCCGAUUGUCCUGUUUUUCAAAGUCCGUUACCGUACGGACACACAGUUUAAGAUCAAUGACGAUACGAUUAAUAAAAGUCACUAUCAAUUUCAACCAGUUUCGGGAUCAACGUCAUCCAUGUUGGCCACUGGCGGUCUACCCCAGACACAUCUCAUUGGUGGCGGCGGCAUUGGUGGCGGUGUCGGUAUGUCCAGGACGUCGCCCACCACUGACCAACACCACAAACCGUUGAUAAAAAUGCCCAAAAAGAAAGAUCUUAAAGAGUGGUACGUCUAGAGAGAGAGAUAGAGAUAGAGACAGACAGACAGACAGUUUAUGGACAGUCAUAUCAUAUGAUUGACUCCUAAAAUCCUCUCUCACGGGAUGUCCGCUACUCUGUGUGUACUAUAACUGUACAGUACUUUCUGAUCAUUGAAAAUAAAAUUAACAAAAAAAGAUUGUAUGAUAUAAUCAAACAAAUAAUAUAUAAUAAUAAUAACAACAACAAAAUGAUUGUGAA
Oppia nitens is the source of this 2272-nucleotide messenger RNA. RefSeq names its product neurexin-3-beta-like. The transcript has 4 exons. The coding region runs from base 1 to 2049 and encodes 682 amino acids. The record is from RefSeq and is a predicted model, not a curated record. NCBI's taxonomy places the organism in Eukaryota, Metazoa, Arthropoda, Arachnida, Sarcoptiformes, Oppiidae.